This is a messenger RNA of Argentina anserina (silverweed cinquefoil), 1440 nucleotides long. RefSeq lists its product as uncharacterized. Gene Ontology annotation, molecular function: nucleic acid binding; zinc ion binding. The transcript has 6 exons. The record is from RefSeq and is a predicted model, not a curated record. The coding region runs from base 1 to 1440 and encodes 479 amino acids. Lineage: Eukaryota; Viridiplantae; Streptophyta; Magnoliopsida; Rosales; Rosaceae.
AUGAAAGAGGUUGAUUCAAAAGCUCCUGAAAGAUCGUCUAUGCAAGAAUUAAAAGAUGAAGAUGAGUGGACUGACAAGGAAAUCAAAGCUAGUGAAGGAAAUCACAAAGCUUUGAAUGCUCUUUACGCAUCAAUGAGCAUAGAUGAAAAGAAAAGAGUUCAGAAUUGCGUUACCGCCAAACAGGCUUGGGAGAUGGAGCUGGAUGAGGAUGAAAGACCAAAAAGUAAGAAUUCAAAAAAUAUCGCCUUAAAGGUUACUGAACCCUCAAAAUCAAAGUCUGAGGAUUCUGAACAUGAUGAAAUAUUAUUUGAUAAUUUCUCUCAAAGGAAGUAUGAGUAUGGAAGUAGUAGUAACAACAAUAAGAAAUGUUAUACUUGUGGUGGCAUUGGCCACAUUGCUACUGAUUGUGGAAAUAAAAAGACUGAUUCAGGUAACAAGGCUUACAAGACAUCUUGGAGUGACGAUGAUGAUAGCUCCACAAAAAGGGACAAAGCAUUUGCUCUUGUAUCUUCUUUUUCGUUAGAUUAUGCAAGUUUUGAAACUGAGGGUCAAGAAGAAGAUGAAGACAAUAGCUAUGAAGAUAAUGAAAUGUUUGAAUAUCAAGCAAGAGUUUUGCUUGAUGGAACGAAUACCAAGGUUGAAAAGUUUCAACAUAGUUCGAAAUCACUAUCUGAUAUUCUGAGUUCAGGAAAAAGUUAUAACGAUCGAACUGGACUUGGAUAUACUGGUUCAAAGGAAUGUGAGAAAUACAUUGAAGAACAUGUAGAAUCGGAAAAUCUUCAGACCUCAUUCAAAUCAAAUAUUGUCAACUCGAAUGAUAGGUAUGAGGAAGAUAUUCAAGAUAUUCAAAGUAAGUUGAAAGAGCAUAGUCAGCUUUUACUUGAUAUCUCUCGUUUUGUUAGUUUGUCUAAAUCUUAUAAAGAAUCUAAACAGGAUGCAGACAUGGUUAGGAGACAUUCAGAUUAUGAAUCGAAUGAUAUUAAGGUUGCGUGUAAUGUUGCUAUUACUGCGUUAUCUGCUAGACAGGAGGACACUUGGUAUAUUGAUAGUGGUUGUUCUAGACACAUGUGUGGUAACAAACAUUGGUUUUCUGACUUAGAAGAAUCAGGUGUGACAGGUGCUGUUACCUUUGGAGACGGGAAGAAAGCAAAAAUUAGAGGGAAAGGCUCAAUCAGAUCUCAGGAUCUUAACUGCUUAAAUAAUGUUCUUUAUGUUGAAGGUUUAUCUAAUAACCUUAUUAGUGUUAGUCAAUUAGUUGAUGAGUAUGAAGAUGUCUGGUUUAACAAACGUCGUUGUGUGGUUUUUGACAAAGAUGGUACAGUUGUGAUGGGAGGGGUUAGAUCAGGAGAUAAUUAUUAUCAUGUUGCAUCUAAUUUAAAAUCUGAUAACUCGGAAUCGUGUUUCAGGACUAGCUCAGUUGAGGAAACCAUGGAGCUUUGA